AUGUCCACGUGUGCCGUGUGCUUCUCCGGCUUCUUCUCACCAGCCUCCUUACCGGACCGGGGCGCGAGCAUCUCCACUCAUUUGCUGAGGCCUCUUGGAGCCGAGGCACACCUUGCACUCACCACCCAAGCAGGCUGGUUUGUCCGCAAGCUGGAGGGCACCCCACACUGGGUGCAGAUUGUGGAGCUGUUCAACCAAACGAGCCGCGGGCAGCCGGGCUCAGGAUGCACGCGGGACGAGCGCAUGGAGAUCACCAACCAGUCUUCGAAAAGCCCUUACUCGUGUCACGUUCGGCGCAUUGUAUUAACCCGAAAUGUGGAGAACGUCUACCUUGGGCCACUCAUAGGAAAGUCGACGGAGCACAACCUACCCAAAUUGCUGGCGCUACACAGCUGCAUCGAGCAACUCGUCCGCCACGAAGAGCACGUGCGCCGAGGCAUACGCUACGAGCAAGUGGUGCAUUCGCGGCUCGACCGUGUGUGGAUUGCCUCCCACCCUCCGGUGGCCGUUCUCGAUCCCAAAUACGUGUGGAUCCCAGGGGGUCAAGACUACCAAAGAGGCGUGUGCGACCGGCACGCGUUCAUGAACAGGUCGUCGGCCCAUGUCUACUUUCGGCGAUGGGACUUCCUCCUUGACGGGCGAGUCAUGCGCAUUGACAGCCAGUUUGCAUCAGGGCGGCUGAAUUCAAUGCUACAGAUGAACGAUGAGAACUACCUUGCUGACAGUCUCGCAUUCUACCGCCUUCCGAUCCGUCGCUUCCCGAGCGCCUCCUUCUUGGGUUGCUGCCCGCCUUCGCUCCAUUCGUGCUUCCGUAGCCGAUGCCUUCAACUGCAAGGGCUGCGAUUGCCGAGGAAGGCACAGGGACUGUGCGCGGCGAGCGCCGUUAACGAGACAUUCAGCCCUCCUGUGGGUGGUUCCCGUCUGCUGCGAGUCGGUGCCAAACUCGGAAUAGGACGCAACCACUUGUUGGCCGCUCCAGAUGAAUGCGAAAGGCACGUUGGCACAAAUGAUCCGGCUGCGCUGGUGGCGGCGGCGCUAGCGAACAACUACUCAAUCGCCGGCAAGUACCACAUGGAGAUGCACUGGGGCGUGCAGAUAGCGUUCCUGCUCGAGUUUCCAAGUACAAAAUGGGUAACCGUUGCUGUGGCAGAGCCCAAGCACUGGCCACGAGUAGGUCUCGGAGGGGUCGGCUUGCGAAUCGAUGCGCGGACGCACGCCACGCUCAUGAAGGUUGUGGAACUCAUCGUGCCAUGGUCGCCUCCACUCUUUUGCACAAAUGCCACGACGAGUGAGACGGUAGCAGAAGAAGAAUACUUCACAUGCCGCUCGCUUAAGGCUGAUUGGCUAGACGAGCGGCCUACCUCCAACGGGGCGGUCUGGAUCACGGGGGAUGACAUCCUGCCUCCCGGCACGCCGGGAGGAGGUGGCACCGCCGCUGGGGACGACACGCUGCGGAAUCGGAUCGAGCCCAUGCACCGGGCAAAGAAGGACGCUGCAGAAGCGGUUGGAGAGGCAGCCGGCGUCUGCCGUCACAACGAGUCCCAGCGCUGGUUGGACAUGCGCGUCGGCUCGCCCGAGGACUGCUAUCGCGACCCUCCCGUCGUGCCGCAGCCUCCGACGAGCUCUGCAACCGAGGAGGGUGCGCCUCCCCUCACUGCUGGCCUGGCUGCGCACCGCCCCACAAAGCACCCCCUCGAGCAUCUCUACAAGUACAAGUAG
Molecule: messenger RNA, 1719 nt
Organism: Emiliania huxleyi CCMP1516
Lineage: Eukaryota; Haptophyta; Isochrysidales; Noelaerhabdaceae
Exons: 4
Coding region: 1-1719 (572 amino acids)
Source: RefSeq, a predicted model, not a curated record